AUGGUGGCCCAUCAGGAAUCUUCUGCCGUCUCCGCUGCGGCUUUCGUCGCCAGCACCGUCCCAAACGGCGUUUCGGCGAAAGGCGUGCUGGCGAAAAGUUACGAAAGUGACGGACCUGUCGCGAAUGGGGUUACCAUCGCCAACGCUGUCGCAAACGUGGAGAAUGCGUUUAACGAGCUGAAGAAGACGAUUGUGAACGUCGGAGCAGACAGCAUCGUUCCGGUGGAGGGGAAGAAUAACAAAUCGGAGAAGGUGGAUGAGGAGAAGGAGAGUGAAACGGAGAAAGCGGAGAAUGGAAAGGAGAAUGAUGCGGAGACAAUGGAGGAUGAUGAGGAUUACGAGGAGGAAGAAGAGGAGCAGUACGAGUAUCCGUAUGUAGUAGAUUCCGCAUUUCCCUCCGUCUUCCCCCCCUUCCUCCCAGUCAUCCACCCUUCCUGCCUAUCGGUACUCCCCCCUUCCCACACGAAACCUCUUCACUUCCCCUUCCCCUCUCACCUAAUUCAUCGCAUCUGCCUCGUGCCAUCUACCUUGUUCGCCCGUCCCAUCCUCGCUCUCGCUUCCCCGUCGUUCUCAUCCCGCUUUUCCCUCCGUCCCUUCCCCCUCCCCAUUCUCUCCCACAUCCCCCCUCUCCCCCGCUUUUCCCCUCUUCUUCCCCCCCUCCCCCACCCCCCUUCCCCCUUCCCCCAACCCUCCCCCUCCCCCUCCCUUUCCCCCCAGGUGGAUCCCCCGCCAUCCCUCCCUCGUGCGCCUAACCGGAAAGCACCCCUUCAACUGCGAGCCGCCGCUUUCCCGCCUCCUGACCUCCGGACUGCUAUGAAGGAUGGGUGGUGGCGCAAAAAGGAGUAUAUUUGCAACGAGCUGGCGAUUAAUUCGGCGAUAGUUAGUCCGGAUCAUGGUGACGUGGUGGCUUUGGAGGGCGGCGCGGGCCGGCAGGUAGUGACGAUGAAGGGGUACGCGUACUCGGGUGGCGGCAGGAGGGUGACACGUGUCGAGAUCACAUUGGAUGGAGGGAGCACGUGGCGGCUGUGUGACAUCACCCACCCCAGCCCUCCCACUCGCCACGGCAAGCACUGGACGUGGAGCCUGUGGGCAACCGAAGUCCCCGUGAUCGACCUGGUGGGGGCGAGCGAGGUUGCAGUUCGGGCGUGGGAUGAUGCCACCAACACGCAGCCCGAUAAGCUGACCUGGAACGUCAUGGGCAUGAUGAACAACUGCUGGUUCCGAGUGCGAGUGGCCCCCACGGUGACGCCAGAAGGCUCCAUCGGCCUGCAGUUCAUCCACCCCACCCGCCCCGGCAACCUCCCUGGCGGCUGGAUGGUGUAUGAUUGCACCAAGUUUCUCAAGGACCACCCGGGCGGCAGCGAGAGCAUCACCAUCAAUGCGGGCACGGAUGUCACAGAGGAGUUUGAUGCGAUUCACUCGGAAAAGGCUAAGAAGAUGCUCGAGGAGUACUAUAUAGGGGAUGUGGCGGGAGAGGGCGAGGAGGAGGGGCCUUCUGCUGCUGCUGCUGUGACUGUUCCUGCUGCAACGCCCGCCCCCACUCCUCUCCCUGCCUCACCCACUGCCCUCCACCCCACCACACUCGACCCCAAGAAGCGAAUCUCCGUGCCUCUCCUCUCCAAGGUCUCCCUCUCGCCGGACGUCCGUCGCUUCCGUUUCGCCCUCCCCUCGGCCAAUCACAUCCUCGGGCUCCCGGUCGGCAAGCACUUGUUUGUUUGUGCCAAGGUGGGCGGCAAACUGGUGAUGCGCGCGUACACGCCGACCACCUCGGACGAAGACGGGGUGGGGUAUUUCGACCUGGUGGUGAAGGUCUAUUUUAAGGGGGUAGUUCCGCAGUUUCCCGACGGCGGGGUUAUGUCACAGCACCUAGAGUCACUAUCGGUCGGUGACACUAUCGAGAUUAAGGGACCUUUGGGUCAUAUAGAGUAUCUCGGGCGAGGAAAGUUCCUGGUAAGUGGGGAGGAGAAGCAGGGGAAGAAAUUGGCCAUGCUGGCGGGAGGCACCGGAAUUACCCCCAUUUAUCAGGUGGCAAAAGCGAUUCUGGCUGAUCCGGAGGAUAAGACGGAGAUGUGGGUGCUGUUCGGAAACAGGUCGGUGGCUGACGUGCUGCUACAAGACGAAAUGGACCGGUGGGUUGAACAGUACCCGGGAAGGUUCCAUGUUUGGUACACUAUUUGCGAGCCUGUGCCUGAAGGGUGGAAGUAUGGGAUUGGGUUUGUCACUGCUGCAAUGGCCAAUGAGAGGCUGCCACGUGGCGGGGAGGACAGCCUGGCGCUGAUGUGUGGCCCUCCGCCCAUGAUCAGGGCGAUGACGCCUUUGCUGGAGGGGAUGGGUUACUCUAGUGAUCGCUUGUUGACGUUUUGA
Closterium sp. Naga37s-1 is the source of this 2364-nucleotide messenger RNA. The record is from the annotation of a GenBank genome assembly. NCBI's taxonomy places the organism in Eukaryota, Viridiplantae, Streptophyta, Zygnematophyceae, Desmidiales, Closteriaceae.